Molecule: messenger RNA, 1134 nt
Organism: Ylistrum balloti
Lineage: Eukaryota; Metazoa; Mollusca; Bivalvia; Pectinida; Pectinidae
Exons: 2
Coding region: 1-1134 (377 amino acids)
Source: RefSeq, a predicted model, not a curated record
AUGGUAGUGAUAGUUUGCUUUCUUUCCACACACUACUCAGCCCGACCGUCCAUUCAAGCCCAGCCUGAUACACCAGAGUCACGGAUGUGGAUGAUGGUACAAGCACAGAAAUUACAAAUAGAUCAACUCGAUCAAAAAAUAAAUAACCUCCAAGCGCAACUAUCAAAAUAUUCAAUGCCUGUAUCAAUACGGAAACAAGUCCAGCGGGAUACUUCCGAAGGAAAGCAAAUUCCACAGCCUGUGUUGACAAAAAAACAGCUUCAACUGUUUGAGUCUUACAAUAAAAUACCUGUAAAAUUGUAUGUCAACAACUUAAGAGACAGAACAUGGACCCUGCGUCCAGAGUUAUGUCAAAACCUAACAGGCUUUCAAUCUGCCAAACUCCACACUGUGUCCGGCGUGAUGGAUGUGUAUAUUCAUGACCCGAAAGACGAUAAGUGGGUAAGUGGUUCAUUGGCCAACGGCCACGUAUGGGAAUCCGGUCUUGUAAAUUUAGUUUUAACGUCUCUGAAGAAAGGUAAACAUACAACAUUCAUAGAUAUUGGAGCAAACCUCGGAAUAUAUUCGUUAUUUGCUGCUAAAAAUGGAUUUAAAGUGAUAUCAAUAGAACCCUUAAAAAUUAACGUCCAGCGGAUGUGUUCAUCUCUCCGCGCAGGCCACCUCACGGACAAGGUAACGAUUGUCCGUGGAGCACUUUCCGACGUAUCCCAGAAUGUCUCCUUAGGAAUCGACGUAAAUAAUGUUGGAGGAUCAUUUGUUCUUCAGGACAGAAAUAAGAAUAAGGUCAAGGACAGUAAAGUUGGAGGGCAGUAUUCAGACAUUGUCAUGUCAACUACACUGGACAAUAUAUUACAACUUCCCGGAUUAAAUCUGACACGUGCUGUCAUAAAAAUGGACGUUGAAGGAUACGAACACAAAGUUGUUCGAGGUGGCACGGAAUUCUUUGACAGCGUGAUAAUACCGACUGUUUUAAUGGAGUGGGCGUUCCAUAAAGGUGCUGACAGUGGUACGGAAAUAAUACAUUUCUUUGAAACUAGAAACUACACUGCCUAUGACCCAUUAACCAACAUUUAUUUACAUUCUAAAUCUUCAAACACUUGGCCACCUGAAAUUAUUUGGAGGAAGAAAGUUUAG